UCCGCCGCGCGACCCUGAGCGCCGGAACCAGCCGGCUGUGGCGACCUUCGCCAUUACUCCCUCGGUCCCUGAGACCUGAUUGGGCGGAAAGUGAACGCCGAUGCUAUGGAGGCUCCUUGGUCACCCCGUCUGGGUCCAGGUCACCUGCCCUGGGUUAAAGACACACUGAGGGAGGGCACCCUGGCUCCUUUGCAGGGGGAAGUUCUCGAGGUUUAGGGGGCACAGCUGAUGGGCUAGGGGCCGGGGAUACCAAGACGAUUAUGACACAGUCCUCUCCCCAAAGUGUGCACAUACCUGCGGAGGCCAGGCGCAAAAGCACAGAGUGGCACUAGCACGGAUGGGGCGCGGAGCAUGCGGGAUUCCCCGACCAGGGAUCGAACCCGGGCCCAUGGCAGUGAAAGCACUUAGGCCUAACCACUGGACCACCAGAUUUUGAAUAUUUGAACUUUCCAUCAGAAUAAUGUCAAAUGACAGCACAAAAUCAGGACAUUCAUCUAGAAUUCAUCAGAAAAAUGAUCCACAACAGGUCUCUGAUAGAACAUUUUUCAUUGACGCUUCUAAUCAGAGCUUGCUUACCAUUCCAGCGGAGAUUUUAGGCUUACGAGAAUUAGAGGAAGUGCAUCUGGAAAACAACCAGAUUGCAGAAAUCCCCAAGGAUAUUCAGCAUUUAAGGAACGUCAGGAUCCUCUACCUGAACAAGAACAAGCUGAAGAAUCUGUGCCCCGAGCUGGGGAAGCUGAGCAACCUGGAGGGCCUGGACCUGAGCGACAACCCGCUCCCGGCCUCGUCCCUUCGGGUCCUCAGCGGCAUGCGCAAGUUGCGUGAGCUCCGCCUCUACCGCACGGACUUGGCGGAGAUCCCCAUCCUCGUGUGUAAACACCUUCACCACCUCGAGCUGCUCGGACUGGCGGGAAACCACCUGAAAUCUCUGCCCAAGGAAAUGGUGAACCAGACCAAGCUGAGGGAGAUCCACCUGAAGCGAAACCAACUUGAAGUUUUCCCUCUGGAGCUGUGUGGUCUCUACAACCUGGAGGUCGUCGACCUGGAUGAGAACAAGCUAAGUGUCAUCCCAGAAGAGAUUGGGAACCUGACGAAGCUGCAGAAGUUCUACGUGGCGUACAACAGCCUGCCUGUUCUCCCGGAGUCGCUGUGCCAGUGUUCCAAGCUGUCGGUGCUGGAUUUAUCCCACAAUCGCCUCCACUCCAUCCCGCACACCCUGGCCGAGCUCUCGCAGGUGACGGAGAUUGGGCUGAGCGGGAACCGCCUGGAGAAGGUGCCGCACCUCCUUUGCAGGUGGACCUCGCUGCACCUGCUCUACCUGCACAACACCGGCCUGCGGGUGCUGCGCCGCCCCUUCCGACGCCUGGUUAACCUGCGCUUCCUCGAUCUCAGCCAGAACUAUCUGGAACGCUGUCCGUUGCAGAUCUGUGAGCUGCAGAACCUGGAAAUCCUGGCGCUGGAUGAUAAUAAAAUAUGCCAGAGUCUUAAAGAGCUGUAUGUAGAGAACAAUUAUCUCAAGUACCUGCCUGUAUCCUUGGGAUCAAUGCCCAACUUGGAAAUUCUUGAUUGCCGCUGCAAUCUGAUUAAGCAACUUCCAGAUGCCAUUUGCCAAGCACAAGCUUUGAAAGAAUUACGGCUCGAGGACAACUUGAUCACCCAUCUUCCAGAGAAUCUGGAUAGUCUAGUGAAUCUAAAAGUUCUGACACUGAUGGGCAAUCCCAUGGAAGAACCCCCAAUGAUAGUGUGUGCCGAAGGCACUGAGGCUGUAUGGGCGUACCUUAAAGAGAGAAGAAAUAUGAAGACAAUGGCAACAAAGAUUCAGGCAUGGUGGCGUGGAAUAAUGGUACGCAAAGGAUUUGGGAAAUUUGAAGACCUGCUGAAAUUGCAAAAGAAGGGAAGGAAUUCUCCAAAAGAUAAGAAAGGAAAGAAGGAUGUAAAAGGAAAAUCUGUAAAGAAAAAUAAGAAAUAAUUCUAUAAAUGUAUGAAUUGAGGUAAUGAACCCUGAUGGAUUAAGAGGGCAAAAUCUCUAGGAAUUAGAUGCCUACCACACAAAAAUUAUUCACAGAGUUAUGGUUAUUUAUAAAAAUAAAGGUUCUUUUACUGAAAUGUUGAUGGAUAAAAAUGCUAUGAUGCCUGGGAAUUGCUUCAGAAUAA
Balaenoptera ricei (Rice's whale) is the source of this 2154-nucleotide messenger RNA. It is a transcript of the gene LRRIQ4, whose product is annotated as leucine rich repeats and IQ motif containing 4. The record is from RefSeq and is a predicted model, not a curated record. The coding region runs from base 461 to 1969 and encodes 502 amino acids. Lineage: Eukaryota; Metazoa; Chordata; Mammalia; Artiodactyla; Balaenopteridae. Gene Ontology annotation, molecular function: protein binding. The transcript has 6 exons.